AUGUUCAAUUGGUCAUCGAAACUUUUGCAGAUGUCGUUCUGUUCAUCAGAAACAUCUGAUGCAUUGAGCACAUCUCGAAAGGGUAGCUGGCUUGUUGCCAAAAUCGAUGAGAACGAGGUUGAUAAAGAAAUUGAAGAGACAAUCGAGGAUUAUCAGUUGCGACAUCCUGAAGCUGAUAGAAUGGCCCAACUCGAUUAUGCUUUGGAAUAUUGUCGGGAACAGCUCCGCGAGUUGCUCACUGAUGAAAUAUAUGAUAAAUCAACGACAAAACCCAUUGACAUUUCGGUUCCGGACGGGCAUGGGAAUUUGCCGACAUUUAUGGACAUUGAGCGAAAAUCGGCGAGGAAGCAAAUGUUUUUCGAUAAAAUCGUUCAUUUGGGUCUCGAGAAACAGCAAAUGCUGGAUGAAGCUGGAACUGAGCUCGACAUUCUUCGCAGCGAAGGUCACGAGUUCGUUCUGCAGCCGAUUCGGGGAAAACGCAAUCCGUGCUGCGAGGUGUGCAUGCACACAAUUUGGAGACUUGUUCAAUCGUGGAGACGAUGUCGAGUUUGCGGUAUUCGGGCUCACGACAAAUGCGCCGAGGAGAUUCGCCGCGUUUGCGCCGGUGUGCUCGCUUCUCGUCCGCAAUUCGAGCUCAAUUUGAGCAUUUGCGACGAGCGAAGCCUCGCCGAACAAGGAUAUCAGUGUGCGGAAUGCGCGGCGCCGAUUUGCUUCGAGGGCCCGAUUGAGCAGGAGGCGAGACUCUGCGACUACAGCGGCGAGUUGUUUUGUCCGAAUUGCCACUGGAACGACACUUGGACGAUUCCGGCGAGAAUUGUGCACAAUUUGGACGCGACACCUCGUCCGGUUUGUCGCGCCGUCAAACAGCUCCUGUCGAUUGUCGAGCGUCGCCCUUUGAUUGAUAUGAACGAAUCGAGUAUGUCGCUCAUCAAAUUUCAUAAGGAGCUUCGACGCGUCAGCGAACUUCGCCGAAACUUUCUCCUCAUGAAGUGCUAUUUCGUUAGUUGUCGAAAUGCGAAACGUCUUCGAAUCCUUCAAUACCUGAAGGAUCAUUCGCAUUUUGUCGACUCGGCCACUUCGUAUUCUCUCAAAGAACUCCGCGAGUUGUGCGAAGGAAAACUUCUGUCGGAACUUGAACAAAUUCACACAGUUUUCAGAAAGCACAUUGAAGAAGAAUGCGAAACUUGCUAUGGAAAUGGAUUUUAUUGUGAGCUGUGCGACGAAUCGAGCGAAUUGAAGAACAAAGUGCUGUUCCCGUUCACCGAAAACACUCGAACUUGCCAAAAAUGUCUUGCCGUAUUCCACAAGAAAUGUUUCGAGAGAAAAAGCUUCAAUUGUCCAAGAUGUGAUCGUCGCCGUAAACGCGAAGAAAUUCCAUCGAGUCGUUCGAUUUCGUCGUCGAGCGAAGAAUCAUCACCACAACACUAA
Messenger RNA from Caenorhabditis bovis, 1428 nucleotides. Lineage: Eukaryota; Metazoa; Nematoda; Chromadorea; Rhabditida; Rhabditidae. The record is from the annotation of a GenBank genome assembly.